AUGCAGCAACUCGCUGCCGCCUCAGACACAUCUUGCAACGUCGCCCCCCACCUCCCAGCCCGGUUUCGCUCCCUCAUUUGGGCAUGCCUCGAUGCUUCUCUUCCCAGAUCUGCUGUUUUCUACGCCGAACGCUAUUUUGCUCUCGACAAUAAGUGUCACGACGCGCUUCAUUUGUACUCGUGUGCACUAUUACGUUGUGGACAGACACAGUCCGCUUUGUGGCUUGUAAGCCCACCCUAUCAGAAGGAACCCUGCACAGGCUGUUACGUGGCUCAAGCGGAAUGUCACACCGCUCUUGGCCAGCACGCCCAAGCUGGCGAAGCUCUUGAAGCGAGUUUGCGUACUACUUAUGCAACUGGUUCAAUGCCAACGAACGCAACACGCGAAACACGCGUAUUCCAGGAGGAAGCCGUGUUGCAUUGUAAGACGGGGAAAGCCGCCCUGAAAGCGAAUCUAUUAGACAAAGCUGUAAUGAGCUUUCGUCGGGCUCUGUCAUUAAAUCCAAUGCUUUGGGAUGCUUUUGAAGGAUUAUGUACUGCAGGUUCCUUUCCCGAAAUCGGGGAACUCUUCCCUUCUCGUCCGCCACCUGUGAAGCAAGGCCCGGAAGAUUUUCAUACUAAUGUCGCUUCGUCCUCAAAGCAGCCCAUCGGGGGCGGUCCAGUUACGUCUGGCUCUGGGUUCUUUACUCCAGCGCAUGGAGAUCAAAAUGGAUUUAUUGGAUGGAGACCAGAUCUUGCCCCUCCUCAGGCGUUUCGUAUGGGUCUGGCGCUAGGUGGUCGCGAUUCAAUAGGGACGAAUGAUUCUUUUUAUCCUGAAAACUCAAUUCUUGCGCCGUUGCGUACUGCUCGCAAUCCUGCGGCUGGUGUUCCCUCUCGCCCGUUAUCGUCCGCAGACGAGACGGGUCCCGUUCCAAAGAAGCCUCGCUCCCAAAGCCGACAAGCGGUGAUGGAGAAGGACAAGGCAAAGCAGGGCACCGGCGGAGAUGCCCGUUCCAAAAAGGCACGCGCACGCCCGGUCCUUGUGUCUGCUAACCCCAUCUCAUCUAAACCUUCUAAUCCUCCUCGAACUGCCCUUCCAACCCGCGGAAAGCAGCCUGUGACCAGAGGCGGGAGGAGUGAGAAUACAGUCUUACCAGCUCCUUCAAUGGCCUCAAGGCGGAGUGCAAGACUAUUAUCCAAUAGUGUUACUGGCGAGAAGCUGAAAACGCAUAAUGUGAAGCAUCCGCCACAGCGUAAACGAACCGCACACACUCGUUCAAAAUCUACUGAAUCGGACAUGGACGAAGAUUAUCCACCCCUCGGAGAUGUGGGCUCUCAAUCGCCCCAAUCUAAUAACACUCAUUCACCGCGAUCGGAUGAACUUCCAGCACCGGUCUGGACAUCCGAGAUGGAGCAAGCUGCACAAGAAGCAUACAAUACGGCUUUAGCAGACAUUUACGUAUACGACCUCAUGCGACUGUUUGCAAGUUGUGUACGUCUAUUGGCCAUGUACGAUUGUGAAGCCUGUCUAGCAGAAAUCGACAUGCUUCCUCGAAAUCACCAGCAAACCGUUUCUGUAAUAAUUAUGAUUGCACGAGCACGUUACGAACAAGCCGAUUACAUGAAAGCAGAACGCUUCUUUGAUCAUGCUCGGACCAAGGAUCCACAUCGAAUAUGGGACAUGGACCUAUAUUCAACAACAUUAUGGCAUUUACAACGAAAUGCUAAACUGUCAUUUCUUGCGCAAGAGCUGUUGAGCAUCGACCCUAAAUCUCCGCAGGCCUGGAUAGCUGUUGGAAACUGUUUCUCACUACAGAAAGAGCGUUCUCAGGCAUUGACAUGCUUUCGUCGUGCGGCACAGUUGGACUCGACAUGUGCUUACGCGUACACACUAAGCGGUCACGAGCUCACAGACGAGGACGUGGAUAAAGCGGUGAAUUUCUUCCAAUCAGCACUGAGAACGGACCCUCGGUCAUAUAAUGCAUGGUAUGGUCUCGGGUCGUGUUAUCUAAGGAUGAGCAAGUUCCGGCUGGCCGAAUUCCACUUCCGCAAAGCUGCUGCCAUCCACCCCCAGAACGCGGUGCUGCUCGGGUGUGUAGGCAUGGCUCUUGAGCGGCGGGGCCGGCAAAGCGAGGCGUUUGAAUUGUUCAAUCAGGCUGUGACUCUGUCUCCCGAUAAUGCGUUAGUACGAUAUCGGCGGGCUAAAAUCCUUAUCGCUACGAAGCAGUAUAAAGAGGCAAUCGAAGACCUAGAACACCUGCGCGACUGUGCGCCAGAAGAGGCAAAUGUCGUCUUCCAACUCGCACGGGUGUAUCGACUGGUCGGGGACGAGACCAAAUCUGCGCAGAUGCUGGCCGUGGCGCGAGAUAUGUCGCCAAAGAGCCUGAACAAGAUUAAGCGGCUGUUAGCGACGGAGAGAGACACGGAGAGCGUGGUUGGCGGAGAUUCGAUGGACGAAGGAUGAUGUGAGCGUGGCGAUCUGUGUUGUAAUCUGCCUGAAGGCGCAAGCAUUGGCGGAUUGCCCUGGCAUACGCAAUCGCAGUAGUUUAUUUUUGUUACCCUUACUGCAAGCAAAUUUCACCCC
This is a messenger RNA of Fomitiporia mediterranea MF3/22, 2562 nucleotides long. Its product is annotated as TPR-like protein. The transcript is spliced from 9 exons. Gene Ontology annotation, molecular function: protein binding. Gene Ontology annotation, biological process: cell division. Lineage: Eukaryota; Fungi; Basidiomycota; Agaricomycetes; Hymenochaetales; Hymenochaetaceae. The record is from RefSeq and is a predicted model, not a curated record. The coding region runs from base 1 to 2442 and encodes 813 amino acids.